This is a messenger RNA of Dicrocoelium dendriticum, 432 nucleotides long. The record is from the annotation of a GenBank genome assembly. NCBI's taxonomy places the organism in Eukaryota, Metazoa, Platyhelminthes, Trematoda, Plagiorchiida, Dicrocoeliidae.
GUUCCUUUGCAAUGUCGUCGCGGAAAACCAAGCGACCUGACGUACAUGAGGAUUCCGCCGACUCUUUAUCUGACCUUGAAGAUUCCCCUCCGAAGAAAAAGCCAAGUAGUGACACGAAACAUACAAAGGCACAAACCUCGGCUAAUCACACUGUCAAUGCUGAUGGAGAUAAAAUGAUCGAUCUUACGGGAAAGAAGUUUGUUUGUGUGCGUCAGUUCAAGGGUCGUACAUUCGUCGACAUUCGCGAAUAUUAUGAAGAUAAAUCGAGCGGUGAUCUAAAGCCUGGUAAAAAAGGUAUCUCGCUGAACGUGGAACAAUGGGAUAACUUGAAACAGGUUGUAGACGAGAUUGACAAAGAAAUUGUCAAUUCCCAUCGAUAGUUUAUACGGCAUUCGCGUUCUAUUUUUGUGAAUAAAGCUAUUCUGUGUCUCA